This is a messenger RNA of Melitaea cinxia (Glanville fritillary), 976 nucleotides long. It is a transcript of the gene Nacalpha, whose product is annotated as nascent polypeptide-associated complex subunit alpha. Bases 109 to 744 code for a protein of 211 amino acids. Gene Ontology annotation, cellular component: nascent polypeptide-associated complex; cytoplasm. NCBI's taxonomy places the organism in Eukaryota, Metazoa, Arthropoda, Insecta, Lepidoptera, Nymphalidae. The transcript is spliced from 6 exons. Gene Ontology annotation, biological process: protein targeting to membrane. The record is from RefSeq and is a predicted model, not a curated record.
AUAUGUUAACUGUCAACAUUUGUCUCUUGUCAAACUGAAUAUAUCUCAGAGGUUUCCUUUCCUUGCAUAAAUUCUAUAAAAAGAGGGUAUUAAGAUCUCAUCCUCAAAAUGCCAGAACUAACCGAAUUGGACAAGGCUACUGCCUCCAUGACAGAGAAACGCAAGGAGGAGACUGCAUCGUCAGACAGCGACUCUGACGACACUAUUCCAGAAUUGGAAGAUGCAGGAGCACCCGGAGCUGGUGGUAUUACAAACCCCAUCGCGGGUAUCGAUAUAGUCUCCAAGGCGAAACAGUCACGUGGCGAGAAGAAAGCUCGUAAAAUAAUGAGUAAACUCGGAUUAAAACCUGUACAAGGAGUAAACAGGGUAACAAUCAGGAAAUCAAAGAACAUUCUCUUCGUGAUCAACUCCCCAGAUGUGUACAAGAAUCCCCACUCGGACACUUACAUUGUGUUUGGUGAGGCCAAGAUUGAGGAUCUAUCACAGCAAGCGACCAUGGCUGCCGCUGAACGUUUCAAGGCACCUGAGACAGCGGCCGCCGGUAACGACACGUCUACUGCUGGCACUACAGUAGCACCAAUCGCAGAGGAAGAAGACGAGGAAGCCGUAGAUGAGACGGAAGUGGAUGAGAAGGACGUAGAAAUUGUGAUGACACAAGCCAAUGUGUCUCGAGCGAAGGCUGUCCGAGCCCUCAAGAACAACCAGUCGGACAUCGUGAAUGCUAUCAUGGAGCUGACAAUGUAAGCUGUCAAGAAGUAGUCACAAGCGUUAUUUUAUAUGUUCCUAGCUUUAAGUCAGUUAAAAAAGGAAAUCAAGAGCGAAGAGAGAUGUGUGUCUAUCUUGCUCUAACAUCAGUAUAUAUCAGUUGAAUCCAAAGUCAAUCUCAAUGAAGCCAUGAAGAGUGAUGGUAUUAAGAAGGAUUAUGGGAUUGUAUAUAGCAUUAUUUACUUCAAGCUACAAUAAAGUAUGGUUAAAA